Molecule: messenger RNA, 975 nt
Organism: Saccharomycodes ludwigii
Lineage: Eukaryota; Fungi; Ascomycota; Saccharomycetes; Saccharomycodales; Saccharomycodaceae
Gene: IPK1
Product: inositol pentakisphosphate 2-kinase
Exons: 1
Coding region: 1-975 (324 amino acids)
Source: RefSeq, a predicted model, not a curated record
AUGGGUUUGCAAUAUUUUACUCAAGGAAAUGCUAAUGUCUUGUUUGAAACAGAUUCUCAAUCAUUAUUACGAAUAAGUAAAAGGUUUUCCAGGUUGUCUGAGAAUAAUACGUAUACAGCAACUGUCAACACACAAUUCAUAAAGUCUAUAAUCAACAAAAACAGUACCGCCAAUUUACCAUUUAUUCUUUACGAAUUAGUUAAAAUAAAGCCACAAUAUAACCCUAAUAGUGAUUAUGAGAGGAUUACCUUAUAUUUGGCGAAUUUAGGUAUACUUAUAGAUUCAGAUGAAAUCAUAGGGUUUAAAAUACCCAAUCUAUUUUACAUUGAUAAAACCAUUACCUCUAUAAAUGAAUACAAAACUAUAGAAGUGGAUCAUUACACCAAGAUACACGUAUCUCUAAGGAGUAUACUAUGGGAAUGCAAACCUAAAUGGGAAUAUUUUCAAAACAAACUCUCGGUCAACAACACGGAUUACACAACAUACUUUUGCAGAAACUGUGCCAAUAAUAUAAUAAAAAAUAUCAAAACACAGAUAUGCUACUGCAAUGUCGUUGAAUUUGAUAAUACUCAUAACAUGACCACUAAUAACAGUAACAAUAAUAAUACUACAGAAAAAAUUACAUUUUUAAAGAAAAUUUUAUUGAAAUAUAACUUGCCCUCGGAUUAUUUGUCCGAUAUAACGAGUUACUUGAUUUUAAACGACAACAAUGUAAUCAGAUUGGUGUACAAAGAACAAACAAACUUAUUAGCUGCAUUACCAUUUUUCGAUCCUCAUUUGAUGACUUUAAGGGAUGUAUCGUGCUUUAUAAUAUGGAAGAGAGCCUACAAUGGCGACAAAAAUAUAAUUGAAAGUAGAAUAGUGGAUGUAGACUAUAAACCUUAUAAAAAGUCGUGGGAAACGCAAUAUUCUAAGAUAAUUGAGUAUUGCAGUAAAAAAAUUAUACACAAGGAUUCUUUUCAACAUGAAUUUUAG